Messenger RNA from Lycium barbarum (goji berry), 510 nucleotides. RefSeq lists its product as uncharacterized. Lineage: Eukaryota; Viridiplantae; Streptophyta; Magnoliopsida; Solanales; Solanaceae. The coding region runs from base 1 to 510 and encodes 169 amino acids. The transcript has 2 exons. The record is from RefSeq and is a predicted model, not a curated record.
AUGGGGGUUACGCAUCAUUGUAGCUCUACUGUGACAAAAGCUUUGGUUCAAAAGAAAGAAAACCCGGGAGCUUUCACCAUUCCUUGCGCAAUUGGGAUGUACAAAUUUGCAACGACCUUAUGUGAUCUUGGAGCAAGCAUCAACUUGAUGCCUCUUGCUAUAUUUAACAAAUUGUCGACCGAUUCAUUUUUUUCGGCCGACUUUGUAAUUUUAGAUUGUGAAGUUGAUUUCGAAGUGCCCAUAAUCUUGGGAAGACCUUUCUUAGCUACGGGGCAUGCCGUUGCAGAUGUGGAGAGGGAUGAUUUAAAAUUUAGAAUGAAUGAUCAAGAGAUCACCUUUCAUAUUUGCAAAUCGAUGAAACAACCGACGGAUAUGAGUGUUGUGUCGGUUAUUGAUACAAUUGAUGAAUCUAUGGAGACAACCGUUAAGAAUGAACAUGUGGGUGAGAUAUUGGCGGCGGUGAUAAUGAACUAUGAGGGGGAAAAUAAAGAAGAAUUCGAGAACGGUUAA